This is a messenger RNA of Cryphonectria parasitica EP155, 722 nucleotides long. Its product is annotated as Metallo-hydrolase/oxidoreductase. Gene Ontology annotation, biological process: secondary metabolite biosynthetic process. The record is from RefSeq and is a predicted model, not a curated record. NCBI's taxonomy places the organism in Eukaryota, Fungi, Ascomycota, Sordariomycetes, Diaporthales, Cryphonectriaceae. The transcript is spliced from 2 exons. The annotation marks the transcript as partial.
UAAAUUAUUGAAAGAUGUGGGGGAUUUUUUUUCUCAAGGUUGUGUAUCGAACAAGGCCUCGGCAACUUUAAUAGAGAAAAUUCGACGGAGCGAGAGAAAGAAUGAAGUAUCGUCUAUCGUUGCAAUUAUCAUCAUUCCACCGUCUUCACGCACAAUGUCUGACCCCGUGGACCCGAAGCGCAGGGGUGGAUACAAGCAGAUCAACAAAGCUUUGAACAUCUGUGCUUUUGAAGAUUAUCUUGAGGGCCAACUCUCAGUCCUACCAGAAAUAGCAGAUGUUGAACAGAUCAGCCCUCGUGUAUUGCGUGUACUCGGCCAGAAUGCUGGGAAGUUCACACUCCAGGGGACAAACACGUACAUAGUAGGGACAGGAGAUCAGAGGCUCCUCAUCGACACAGGCCAGGGCAUACCAGAAUGGGCAAGGCUCAUCUCGUCCACCCUCGCAUCCUCGGGAAUCACACUCUCCGCCGUCCUGCUCACACACUGGCACGGAGACCACACGGGUGGCGUUCCUGAUCUCCUUCGAAUGUAUCCUCACCUGUCCGACGCUAUAUAUAAGCACACGCCCAGCCGUUCCCAGCGGCCCAUCACCGAUGGCCAGGUCUUCCAGGUCCAGGGCGCCACAGUCCGCGCAGUGCACGCACCAGGCCACUCACACGACCACAUGUGCUUCGUUCUCGACGAGGAGAAUGCCAUGUUCACGGGGGAUAACGUGCUCGGGC